This is a messenger RNA of Dalotia coriaria, 2954 nucleotides long. RefSeq names its product CCAAT/enhancer-binding protein zeta-like. Lineage: Eukaryota; Metazoa; Arthropoda; Insecta; Coleoptera; Staphylinidae. Gene Ontology annotation, cellular component: nucleus. The record is from RefSeq and is a predicted model, not a curated record.
UAGAAAUUAGUAAAUUGCAUUGCAUAGAAAACCAUAGUUUACCAAAUUUUUUAAUAGUUUUUUGCAUAUGAAGCAAGGAGUCAUAGAAGAAAAAUAUAAAAUUAAAUAUAAAACAUUUCCAUUUUAAAUAUGCGCUAUGAAAAGCACGCGUCAACCGCGCUGUCGUGGUGAAUCAUGAAACUAUAAAAAAUAUGAUACCAGUCCUAACCUUAGUUUAUCCUCGUGCGUCGUGUUUUGUUUAGCAAAUGUUCAAAAAUGAAAAGCAAUCAACGUGAGUUUGCCAACGAUGGCGAUUACAACGAAUUCUAUGAAAAACCGAAAUGGUUUGAACAGAUCUCUGAAGAUCCCAAAAAGUUUGAAAAGGUAUCUGACCAAGUGCUUAUUGAACUCAAGGAGGAAGCCAAGAAGAUCUUGGAUUCAGAAAUUGCCAAUUAUAAUAUAAAAAAUUCCAAGAUUAACACUGACUACAGAUGGAUGAAAACUGUGAUGUCAAAAGGCACAGUCUCAGACAAAAUUGCUGCCUACACAAUCCUCAUACAGGAUAGUCCUGUGUUCAAUUUAGAAACAAUCAGGAAUGCAAUAGGCAUGGUAAAAGUAGGCAAAAAGAAAGAAUGUGUUGCUGUUAUUGAAACAUUGUCUGAAUUGUUCCUGUCUGAUUUACUACGACCAAAUGAAAAACUGCGCUCGUUUUACGAUCGUCCAUUAUCCCAGCUAAGCGAACUUUCAUCCGGAAACGCCAUCACACGUCGCAAAUACCUCUAUCAUUGGUACUUUGAGGAUCAACUUAAAGAAGCCUACAAUACCUUUGUACAAGCCCUAAAUGCCGCAAGUCACGACACCGUCGACAGCAACAAGGAGAAAGCCGUUGCGGCAAUGAGUAAUUUACUCUCGGGAAAUCCAGAACAGGAAAAGAAUUUAUUAUCACAUGUGGUGAAUAAGCUCGGUGAUCCCUCACAGAAAGUAGCGUCCAAAGCAAUGUAUUGCUUGACACAAGUUCUCAAGAAACAUGCAAACAUGCAGGGAGUGGUUCUGAGAGAAAUCGAAAAGUUGUUAUUCCGCGCAAAUAUCGGUCACAAAGCACAAUACUAUAGCUUGUGUUUUAUAUCACAGUUUUAUUUAUGCGCCGAGAAUCCCGAGGUUGCGCGUAAACUGAUAGAAGUAUAUUUUUCUUUCUUUAAGAAGUGCAUCAAAGAAGGUGAUGUUGAUAGUAGAAUGAUGUCUGUGUUACUUAUUGGCGUAAAUCGUGCAUAUCCUUACGCUAAAUUAGAGUUAGGGACGAUUUCUGAGCAUAUUGACACAAUGUAUCGGGUUGUGCACGUAGCUAACUUCAAUGUUGCGCUAAAUGCGCUUAGUCUACUCUUCCAAGUAUCACAAUGUGCGGAUAGUGUGAAUGAUCGCUUCUAUUCCGCGUUGUAUCGCAAAUUAUUAGAUUCCAAGUUACCGUCGUGCACUAACCAAGCGGUUUUGUUAAAUUUGGUGUAUAAAGCAAUGACGCGAGAUGAGAAAACAGAAAGAAUUCUUGCUUUCAUCAAGCGAUUAUUGCAAAUCGCUAUGAAUGUUCAACCUAAUUUUGCGUGCGGUAUUAUAUUUUUAAUAUCGCAAAUGUUAUCGAAAAAAACCGGCUUGAAUUUGUUACAAAUCAAGUCGGUAGAAGGUAACGUUAAAGUUAAAGAGGAGAAUGAGGAUGACGAUGACGAAGAAGAAAGGUAUACUGAUGUUAAAGAUAACGACGAUGAAGGAAACAAAGAGGGUGGUAACAAAGUUGAAGAGGCAACUGUUGGUUGGAUGCAUCGUGUUCAAAACCCUAUAACUAAUGUAGAAGUUAAAGUCGAGCGCAAACCUAAAGACUUUUAUGAUCCGUUGGCACGCAACCCGUUAUACGCUAAUACGAAUUUCUCUGCAUAUUUUGAACUGUUGGAAUUGAAAAAUCACUAUCAUCCAUCGGUGCGUCUCUUUGCUGAAAACAUUCUUGAUGGAAAGAAAAUUAUUUACACUGGCGAUCCAUUGAAAGAUUUUACACUCAUCCGUUUCCUUGAGCGGUUUGUUUUCAAAACCAAAAGAAAAUCGAUGAAGACACUUCAACAACUUCUACAUUCUCGAAGAAAACAUUAUCAACCACAAGGAAUCCGCUCAAUGGCUGUGUUCUCUAAUGAUUAUAUUACACAAAAUGAAAAGAAUAUCCCUGUUGAUGAACUGUUUCUGUACACUUAUAUGCAAGAGAGGCAAGGAAACAAAAUCAAGGAAAACGACGAUGAUGAUAGCGAUCUGGAAUCGGUGGCUAGUGAAGAGUUUGAAGAUAUGUUGAGUAAAAUGUCCGGAUUCAAGGAUGAUGAUGAGGAUGAUAUUGAUUACAUGAAUGAAGUGGGUGAGAAUAUGAAAAAUAAAGAGAAGAAAACUAAAAAGAAAUCCGAUGGAGAUGAUGACGAUGAAGAGAGUGAUGAUGAUGAUGAUGACGACGAUGAUAAUGAUGAUCUAAGUGAUGAAGGAAGUCAUAUUAGCGAUGACGACGAAGAUGAUUUAGAUAUGAAUGAUGAGGAUCGUGAACUACUGGGCGAUUUGAGUGACGGUGACGAUGAUGAAGAGUUAUUCCUCGAUGAGGACGACGAAGAUGAUUUAUGCUUGAUACAAAAUCAUCCAAGAGUAAAAAAAUCAGCCAAAGCGAAGAAAAAGACAAAUACUGGUUCCAUCUUUGCUUCGGCCGAUGAAUUUGCUUCGCUUUUGGAAGAUGAAGGCAAUUCAAAAGUUGCUCCUGGUUCAUCGCAACAAUUCGCAAACACUGAUAAAGCAGGUGCCAAACAAUUGGAUUGGGAAGAUAAGCGUAAUCGCUGGAUAAGUGGUUAUAAUUCCGCGAUGGGUAAAAACAAGGGCAAGAAACGACCAAACUACUCUUCAACACACAAAAAUAAAAAAACAGAAAAAGUCUCGUUAAUAAAUGGAAAAUCAUGUUUAUAAAA